AAGAAUUCACAUAUCGAGAUUUUGUUUAGUCCCAAUGGCGUCAAACACCAGCAACGACAAUUUCCAACAUAGACCUCGGCAAAGAAACGGACCACCUCCGCCGCGGCGACAAGGAAGAAAUCCACCGCCUCCGUCAUCGUCAACGCGAACUUCUCAGAACCAGCCACAACAACAGACGCCGCAAGAGAAGAAGAAACCAGUGUUCGUGAAGGUAGAUCAGCUUAAACCAGGAACGAGCGGCCACACUUUGACCGUUAAAGUCGUCGAUCAGAAUUCCGUACCUCAGAAGCCUGGAGCUGCUUCUUCUCAUCUCCGACCUGCUCGGAUCUCUGAGUGUCUCGUUGGAGAUGAGACUGCUUGCAUCCUCUUCACUGCUCGCAACGAUCAAGUGGACUUGAUGAGACCAGGAGCUACUGUGAAUCUUCGGAAUGCAAAGAUAGAUAUGUUCAAGGGAUCAAUGAGGCUUGCUGUUGACAAAUGGGGUCGCAUCGAGGUCACUGAACCGGUUGACAUUACUGUUAAAGAAGACAACAAUUUGUCUCUUGUGGAGUACGAGCUCGUCAAUGUCGUUGAGGAAUGAUCUCUGGCCCCAUGUCUCUAAUAGGUGAUAUAUCAAGCGCCACAAUGAAUUUUGUUUUGGGGUGAACACCGUGCGGGUUAAAUAUAUUUAUCUUAUGAUGUUGCAAGUUUGCUAUAUUUAUCUACCGGUUGAUUUGUGUUGAUCUCGGGUUUGGUAUUAUCGGUAUGUACGCUUUCAGCUGUGGAUGCUUUUGUAACCUCUCGGCUUUUGUAUGGUCCUUGAAGAGAAGGUUAAUGAAAAAAUUGGUGAAAA
Molecule: messenger RNA, 832 nt
Organism: Arabidopsis arenosa
Lineage: Eukaryota; Viridiplantae; Streptophyta; Magnoliopsida; Brassicales; Brassicaceae
Source: the annotation of a GenBank genome assembly